This is a messenger RNA of Frankliniella occidentalis (western flower thrips), 1293 nucleotides long. RefSeq lists its product as uncharacterized. The transcript is spliced from 3 exons. Gene Ontology annotation, biological process: purine ribonucleoside salvage. Gene Ontology annotation, cellular component: nucleus; cytosol. The record is from RefSeq and is a predicted model, not a curated record. Bases 127 to 1239 code for a protein of 370 amino acids. Lineage: Eukaryota; Metazoa; Arthropoda; Insecta; Thysanoptera; Thripidae. Gene Ontology annotation, molecular function: adenosine kinase activity.
UACGGUUCGGCCGUUUGGCACUAUGGUGGUAACUCCACCGUUCCAAAAAAACACGAAAGGAACAUAAAAAAUAAAAAAAGGGUGUAAGUUGUGCUUUGAAUUGUGUAACCCACCCAAUCGGAUAGCAUGGAAAAUAUCUUACCUUCUAUUGCUGCUUUUGGCAACCCUUUGUGGGAUGUUUGUAUUACUCUUCCGGAUAAUAGCGUGUUGUCACAGUUUGGCUUAGCAGACGACAGUAGUAAGGAGGUUACAGCGGCAGAGUAUGAAUCACUACUUAAAGCUGUACAGCGCUACCCAAAGGAAGGCUGCCCUGGUGGCGCAGCUCUCAAUACACUUCGUGUAUUUCAAUGGCUUAUGAAAAUACCUAAAUCCAGUUUAUUUCUUGGUGGUGUGGGAAAGGACAUCAUAGGCGAACAACUUGCACAUUUGGUUGACAACGCUGGUGUUUCUGGCAGGUUUAAAAUUCAUGAAAAUUUAUUGACUGGUUCAGCUAUAUGCCUCAUCCAUGGUGCUUCACGUACGCUACUUGCACACUUAGGAGCAGCAGAGGUCUAUCACCUACAGGACUUUACAGAAGAAGAUAGAAAUAAUGUAAAGAAAGUGAAUCUUGUAUACAUUGAAAACUUCUUUUUCAGUCAUAGUCCAUCUGUUGUGUGGGAUGUGGUGAAAUUGUGUGAGACACAUCAUAUUGCCAUUGCUUUCAACCUCAGUGGUUCAUAUUUGUUUGAAAAGAAUGGAGCAGAUAUAGUAUCACUGGUUAAGUGUGUUAAUGUUGUCAUUGGAAAUGAAAGUGAAUACUUAGCACUUGCAAAAUCAAUUGGCUGGAAUCAUAAUGAUGUUGUAGGAAUAGCUUCAAAAAUAGCAAAUAUUGGCAUACAACCAGCAUCCUCUUUAUCAAGCUCUGAUGGGAAGGCAAUAAGGGUAGAAAAUCUUGCUAAGUGGAAAAAAGUAGUUGCCAUAACAAGGGGCCAGAAGCCAGUCAUCUGUGCAAACCAGGAAAAUCCUGAGUUUGAAACUCCGGUUCUGCAGCCAAGAUUUGUGAAAGACACAACAGGAGCCGGGGAUGCAUUUGUUGCAGGGUUUUUGUUAGGAAUUCUGCAAAAUUUCACUUUACAAGAAUGUAUUCAAUAUGGUUGCUAUGCUUCAAAAGAAAUAAUACAACAGAUAGGCUGUAGUCCUCCAAAUUACAAUCCUCUUGGUAUAGAAGAGGUAAAAAUGGCAUUUGCUUCUUCAACAUAAAUACUGCUUUAAAAAAAAUUAAAAGUUGUAUUAAAAAAGAGGUACUUAAUUCUA